AUGCUAGUUUAUGUGGAUGAUAUUGUGGUUACUGGCAGUUCAAGUACUGAGAUUGAUGAUGUGGUUCGCCAGUUGAGUCUUGCAUUCUCGUUAAAAGAUUUGGGAGAGCUUGGCUACUUUCUUGGCAUUGAGAUCGAAAGAUGUGAAGGGUCGUUAGUGCUAAGUCAACGCAAGUUCGUUCUUGAGUUGUUAACAAAAACGGGCAUGGAUAAAGCCAAAUCGGUGGUAACGCCUAUGGUUCUGGGCAAGUUGCAAUCUGAUGUUGGUGACCUGCUGUGUGAUGCAAGGGAGUAUCGUAGCAUCAUUGGAGGAUUGUUGUAUGUGUGUCAUACUCGACCUGAAAUCACCUAUAGUGUGAAUCAAGUAGCCCAGUACAUGCAUGCACCACGCACACUUGAGUAUGGCUUAGUGAUAUCUCCUUAUGGAGUGAAUGUAAAGAUAGUGGCGUUCGCUGAUGCAGAUUGGGGUGGUAAUCUUGAUGAUAGGAAGUCUAUUUCUGGGCACUGUGUGUUUGUGGGGGAUAAUCUUGUGUCCUGGACUUCUAAGAAGCAGAAGAUAGUUUCAAGAUCCACUAUGGAAGCUGAGUAUCGCAAUGUAGCUGAUGCAGCAGCAGAGGUGGCUUGGGUUGAUGCACUUCUUUCAGAUAUGGGAGUUGUGAGACAAGGAGCAGGUGAUGUUGUGGCCAUGAGUAGCAAUCCAAUAUAUCAUGCAAAGCCCAAACAUGUGGAGCUUGAUAUGCAUUUUGUACGAGAAAAGGUUGUUGCUAAACAAGUGGUUGUUAACUAUGUUCCAGCAAGUCACCAGGUUACAGAUGGGGUUACUAAGCCAUUGUCUAGAUCAUUGUUUGAGCAAUUUCGGUCUAAACCACUUCAGCUGGAUUGUGAGGAAGCUGCUGAGGCUAAGAGAUGGGGCAAGGAGGCUGUUUUCUCCUGGCUGCCUACUAAGGAUCUAGAAUCCUGUGACCAUCUCUUUACAGGUUGUUUCUUCGCCAAGGAAGUCUGGAGGACUAUUUUAGCUUCAUGUGGAAUUCGUCAUGACGUGUAA
Hibiscus syriacus is the source of this 1044-nucleotide messenger RNA. RefSeq lists its product as uncharacterized. Lineage: Eukaryota; Viridiplantae; Streptophyta; Magnoliopsida; Malvales; Malvaceae. Bases 1 to 1044 code for a protein of 347 amino acids. The transcript has 6 exons. The record is from RefSeq and is a predicted model, not a curated record.